AUGGAUCAGAGGAAGGACAGAAAAGAGGGAGCCACUUCUGUUUUUACCACACAGACUGUAGAACAUAAGAGAUCAGAUCAGAGACUGGACCAGCAGAAAUCAGAGGAUUCCAGUUGUCAGCCUGUCCUGCAGGGCCAAAUAGAGCUUGACUCCAUAUUUAUGCUGUUGGAAUCACAUGUUGUCAAAUUUGUGAAGAACGAACUAAAGAAGAUCCAGGAGGUUCUGAGACAUGAUCACCCAAAAUUAUUUGGGAGUCAAUUUGAGGAUGAAGAGCUCUUAGGGCAUACGGAUGAGGAGCAGAAGAGGAAAAGCAGAGAGGCAAUUAUGAGGAUAACUCUGAAAUUUCUGAGGGGACUGAAGCAGAUAGAGCUGGCUGAUCGUCUCGAGAACAAACUGUUAAAAGUACUUUGUAAACGUCAACUGAAAUCGUCUCUGAAGAAGAAGUUCCAGUGUCUGUUUGAGGGAAUUCCUAAAGCAGGAAACCAAACUCCUCUUAAUCAGAUCUACACAGAGCUCUACAUCACAGAAGGAGAAACUGGAGAGGUCAAUAAAGAACAUGAGGUCAGACAGAUUGAAGCAGCAUCCAGGAAACCAGAGAGCCCAGAAACAACAAUCAAACUUGAAGACAUCUUUAAGCCUCUGCCUGUAAGAGAUGAACCAAUCAAGACAGUGAUGACACAGGGAGUGGCUGGCAUUGGGAAAACAGUCUUAACUCAAAAGUUCAUUCUGGACUGGGCUGAAAAAAAAACCAACCAUGACGUUGAGUUCAUAUUUCCAUUCACUUUCAGAGAGCUGAAUGUGCUGAAGGAUAGAAACUUCAGUUUGGUGGAACUUGUUCAUCAAUUCUUUGCUGAAACCAAAAGAAUCCGUCAGUUCGAGCAGUUCCAAGUGACAUUCAUCUUUGAUGGCCUGGAUGAGAGUCGAUUUCAUUUGGACUUCCACAGCAAUGAGAUCCUGACUGAUGUUACACAGUCUGCCUCAGUGGAUGUUCUGCUGACAAACCUUAUCAGGGGGAAACUGCUUCCUUCAGCCCGCCUCUGGAUAACUACAAGACCUGCAGCAGCCAGUCAGAUCCCUGCUGAGUGCGUUGACAUGAUGACAGAGGUUAGAGGGUUUACUGACCCACAGAAAGAGGAGUAUUUCAAGAAGAGGUUCAGAGGAGAGGAGGAGAAAGCCAGCAAUAUCAUCUCCUACAUUAAGACAUUACGGACCCUCCACAUCAUGUGCCACAUCCCAGUCUUCUGCUGGAUCACUGCUACAGUUCUGGACGAUGUGUUGAAGACCCAAGAGGGAGGAGAGCUGCCCAAGACCCUGACUGAGAUGUACAUUCACUUUUUGGUAGUUCAGACCAAGGUUAAGAAAGUCAAGUUUGAUGGAGGAGUUGUGACAGAUCCACACUGGAGUUCAGAGAGCAGAAAAAUAAUCAAGUCUCUUGGAAAACUGGCUUUUGAUCAGCUGCAGAAAGGAAACCUGAUUUUCUACGAGUCAGACCUGAAAGAGUGUGGCAUAGAUAUCAGAUCAGCCUCAGUGUACUCAGGAGUCUUCACACAGAUAUUUAUAGAAGACAAAGGACCACACCAGGACAAGGUUUUCUGCUUUGUCCAUCUGACCAUUCAGGAGUUUCUGGCUGCUCUUCAUGUUCAUCUGACCUUCAUCAACUCUGGUGUUAAUUUAAUGGAUAAAAAACAAAAACCUCCUAAGAGGUAUUCUCUAGCUAAGAAACAAAAACCAAAAUAUCUCCAUGAAUGUGCUAUUGACAAAGCCCUACAGAGUUCAAAUGGACAUCUAGAUUUGUUCCUCCGCUUCCUUCUGGGUCUUUCACUGGAAACCAGUCAAGUUUUCCUCGAAACCCUUCUGUCACAGAACCCAGUCAUGAACAUACCUAUUAAUCAUGAAACUCCCUUGUACAUCAAGAAGAAGAUCAAUGACAAUUUGUCAGCAGAACAAAGUAUCAAUCUGUUCCACUGUCUGAACGAACUAAAUGAUCUUUCUCUGGUGAAGGAGAUCCAACAGUCCUUGAGUUCAGGAAGUCUCACAACAGAUAAACUCACCAAUGCUCAGUGGUCUGCUCUGGUUUUCCUCUUAUUGUCAUCAGGCAAAUAUUUGGAUGAGUUUGACCUGAAGAAAUACUCUGCUUCAGAAGACGCUCUUCUGAGGCUGCUGUCUGUGGUCAAAGCUUCCAGCAAGGCUUUACUGAGUGGCUGUAACCUUUCAGAAAGAAGCUGUGAAGCUCUGUCCUUAGUGCUCAGCUCUCAGUCCUGUUCUUUGAAAGAGUUGGACCUGAGUGACAACAACCUGUAUGAUUCAGGAGUAAAACAUCUGUCAGACGGCCUGAAGAGUCCAAACUGCAAACUGGAAGUUCUCAGACUUUCAGGUUGCCUGAUCACAGAUGAUGGCUGUGCUUCUCUUGCCUUAGCUCUGAGUACUAACCCCUCUCAUCUCAAAGUGUUGGACCUGGCCUACAAUCAUCCCAAACCCUCAGGAGUGAAGAUUCUGUCAACAUGUAAAAGUAGUACACUGGAAACUCUCAGGUUGGAGCCUGCUGCAGAAAGGUGGUUGACACCAGAUCUGAAAAAGUAUUACCAUCAACUCACAAUCAACACAGAGACUAUGAAUAGACUUCUUAAACUAUCUCACAACAAGAGGAAGGUAACCUGUGUGGAAAAGAUUCAGACACAUUCUUAUCAUUCAGACAGAUUAAGUUGCCCUGAGGUGCUGUGUGCAGAUGGCCUGACUGAUCGCUGUUACUGGGAAGUUCAGUGGAGUGGAGAUGUAAAUAUCUCUCUGAGUUACAAGAGAAUCAGUAGGGGAGAAAGUAAUGAACACAGUUUAUUUGGAAAAAACAAUCAAUCCUGGAGUUUGUACUGCUCGAGUCAAGAUGGUUACGCUGUGUGGCACAAUAACAGCAAAAUUUCCAUCCCCUCUUCCAUUACAAAGAUAGUAGCAGUAUUUGUGAACUAUCCUGCUGGCAUUCUGUCCUUUUACAAAGUCUCCUCUGGUAAAUUAAUCCAUCUCCACACCUUCUCCACCACAUUCAGAGAAAAACUUUAUCCAGGGUUUGGAUUCUGGUCAGUCAAUUCCUCAGUGAUUCUCUGUUGAGUGUUACUGCAAGGUUAAAUUUAAGGCCAGAACCAAUUUAACAAUCGCAUUUGAACAAAGUGAAAUAAAUAAUAGCAACAGUGACUGGUUUGUGGGAAAGAAAAACAGCAAUAUUCUAGUCCACCAAACAAAUUAAUUCACCAUUAAAGAAGAUUCUCUUCUCAGUGUUUUGAUAAUCCAUCAAAUUCCCUUAUAAUCCUAAUCCGGAUCUUGAGGAACUGAUAUACACUGUAAUUCCAAAUUAUUUUGCAAAUUGGACUUAAGUGUCAUAAAG
Xiphophorus couchianus (Monterrey platyfish) is the source of this 3373-nucleotide messenger RNA. Its product is annotated as NLR family CARD domain-containing protein 3-like. The transcript has 8 exons. Lineage: Eukaryota; Metazoa; Chordata; Actinopteri; Cyprinodontiformes; Poeciliidae. The coding region runs from base 1 to 3099 and encodes 1032 amino acids. The record is from RefSeq and is a predicted model, not a curated record. Gene Ontology annotation, molecular function: protein binding.